GAGGUUAUGUUCAGUGGCAUGUUUGUAGUGUUCUGAGUUGUUGACGUUGAGUUGGAUUGACGUCAAGAUUGUCAAUUUUUAGAGUUUAAAGUAUUAUUGAAUGUUUGCAAAUUAAAAUUAAUUUUAAAAAAUGGAUGAUACUAGAAGAUUGAAACUUAGAGAAGAAAUUGGAUUACGUGGAGUUGAUGGAGUUUGGGGGAAAUCGCCAACAAGAAUCGAAGAUUCUGAAGAUGAAGAAGAAGUUUUACACAAGAAAGUAGAUGAAUCAGUGUCUAAUGAUCGAAAGAGAAAGAAAAAAGAGAAAAAGAAGAAAAGUAAGAAGCAUAAGAAAGAGAAGAAAAUGAAGAAGGAGAAGAAGAAUAAAAAGAAAAAGAAGAAAAAAUAUUCCGAUUCAUCAUCAGAGGAAAGUUCAGAUGAAGAAUGGGCUGAAGAAUCAACAUCAACGAAAAAAUCAAAGACUAAAGUUAGAAAUAAUUCAAGUUCCGAUGAGAGUGCCGAGGAAAUUAUUGGUCCAUUACAAAAGCAACAGAUUACAUUAUCAGCUAAAGAAUUUGGUAAAGCACUUUUACCUGGUGAAGGUGCAGCGAUGGCAGCAUAUGUUGCUGAGGGUAAAAGAAUUCCACGAAGAGGAGAAAUUGGUCUUACUUCCGAUGAGAUUGCUUCAUAUGAAUCAGUUGGUUAUGUUAUGAGCGGUAGCAGACAUCGACGAAUGGAGGCUGUGCGUAUAAGAAAGGAGAAUCAAAUUUAUUCAGCCGAUGAAAAGAGAGCUCUUGCUAUGUUUAGUAAAGAGGAAAGACAAAAAAGAGAGAAUUUGAUUCUCGGUCAAUUCCGUGAAAUGGUGAGACAAAAAUUAGCACAAGAUCAGACGAAAAAAUAAGAUUUAGAAAGAGAAAAAAAAAUUGUCUGUAAAUAUCAUUUAAGAUUUUUUUCUUUAGGAUUCCUUUUGUACAUAAUACAAAAAUAAUUUGUCCAUAUUGUGUAUUUAUAACUAAUUGUAAGUUAUGAAUUUUAAUAGAUUUAAUUUAAAAUAAAUUAAGUCCUGUUUCUAA
Leptopilina boulardi is the source of this 1049-nucleotide messenger RNA. Its product is annotated as NKAP family protein CG6066. Gene Ontology annotation, cellular component: nucleus. Bases 131 to 877 code for a protein of 248 amino acids. The record is from RefSeq and is a predicted model, not a curated record. The transcript has 4 exons. Gene Ontology annotation, molecular function: chromatin binding. Gene Ontology annotation, biological process: regulation of gene expression. NCBI's taxonomy places the organism in Eukaryota, Metazoa, Arthropoda, Insecta, Hymenoptera, Figitidae.